Messenger RNA from Trichomonas vaginalis G3, 978 nucleotides. Its product is annotated as aminophospholipid transmembrane transporter protein. The coding region runs from base 1 to 978 and encodes 325 amino acids. The record is from RefSeq and is a predicted model, not a curated record. Gene Ontology annotation, cellular component: Golgi apparatus; plasma membrane; endoplasmic reticulum. The transcript has a single exon. Lineage: Eukaryota; Parabasalia; Trichomonadida; Trichomonadidae.
AUGUUUUCUAAUCCAAAUUCCGAUCCGAAUCAACUGCCCACACAGACAGCAUUCUCUCAACAGAGGAUUGAUGCCUGGAGACCAUUGUUUACGCCAGCUGUUGUUGUUAGCUGUUUAUUCGUUCUCGGAAUAAUUUUUUCCGGUUUUGGAAUUUAUCUUUACCUUACUUUCCAAAAGCAAGUCGAUGUUGAAGUAAGAUACGACGACCUUAUGAAUGGUACUGAUACAAUUGUUCCAAUCACCGUUCCAAAGGCAAUGAAAGGAAAUGAUAUUUGGCUUUUCUACAAAUUGACAAAUUUCUACCAAAACCACAGAAGAUAUAUGUACUCUCGCUCUCCAGCUCAGCUUCGUGGAGAAUAUGUCGGUUACAAUACACUUAAAUCUGAAUGCGAUGUUUGGACAUCCCGAGGUGGAUCAUCUGAUCCAAAAGACUUAUACCUCCCAUGCGGAGCCAUUGCCUUGUCUUUCUUCAACGAUACUUAUCAAUUUGUUGAUAAUUCGAUUACUCUUCUUGAUGCAGGUAUUUCAUGGAGAUCAGACAGAGAAAAAUUAUUUAGAAAGAUAUCAUCUAAUUAUACGGAAGGAAUUGCAUGGUUAGAAGCUAUGAAUGAGACAGGAUUUCCAAAUGGCCAACGAAAUGAACAUUUCAUUGUUUGGAUGAGAACAGCAUCAUUACCAACAUUCGUUAAGCCAUACUCUAGAGUUAGUAAUCCAUCUAUUGCUGCUGGAACUUAUUAUUUGAAUAUUACAAAUAAUUAUCCAAUCGAAACCUUCUAUGGUAAGAAAUAUAUUUUACUUACAACACUCUCUCCAUUUGGAGGCAAGAAUAUGAUUUAUCCUUAUAGUUAUUUGGUUUUUGGUGGAUUGAUGUUCUUCUUCUCAAUUAUGAUCCUUAUUUCAAGGAUCUUCUGUUCAAGAACCCUCGGUGAUACAUCCUACGUCAUUGCUGAUCCUGAAAAAUUUGAUCAAUUUAACUAA